This is a messenger RNA of Dipodomys spectabilis (banner-tailed kangaroo rat), 1863 nucleotides long. RefSeq names its product zona pellucida glycoprotein 1 (gene Zp1). The record is from RefSeq and is a predicted model, not a curated record. Bases 1 to 1863 code for a protein of 620 amino acids. The transcript has 12 exons. Lineage: Eukaryota; Metazoa; Chordata; Mammalia; Rodentia; Heteromyidae. Gene Ontology annotation, biological process: prevention of polyspermy; binding of sperm to zona pellucida. Gene Ontology annotation, molecular function: acrosin binding; structural constituent of egg coat. Gene Ontology annotation, cellular component: egg coat.
AUGGCACAGGGUCAGCCCAUGACCCUGCUGCUCUUGGUGGCGGCCACCUUGGGUCAGAAGCAUUAUGUCGAGGCUGGCUUGUCAGACUUCCGGCACAGCUAUGACUGUGGGGUGCGGGGUAUGCAGCUGGUCGUGUUCCCCAGGCCAGGCCAGACCAUCCGCUUCAAGGUGCUGGAUGAAUUUGGAAACCGCUUUGAGGUGAAUAACUGCUCCAUCUGCUACCACUGGGUCAGCUCAGAGCCCCUGGAGCCAGUGGUCCUCUCGGCUGAUUACAAAGGCUGUCACGUGCUGCAGAAGGAUGGCCGUUUCCACCUGAAGGUCUUCAUACAAGCUGUGCUGCCCGAUGGCCGGCUGGGCACAGAGCAAGUUGUCACUCUGAUCUGUCCCAAACCUGAGCCCACCAGGACCCUGGACCCUAACCUGACACGGCUUACAGUGUCUGCACCCCCUGCCCCUCAGACUCGCCCCCGUCCUCCGAGUGCUCACCAAGCCCUACCCAGCACAUCGUUCUCAGAGUACAGCUCCACGCCUCCAACUCCUCCAUCGUCACCAUUUCCCACACCAGAAUCUGAGUACCCCUCCAUGUCUCAGACCCACUGGGGUCUCCUACUGAAGGACCAGGCAACAACCAAGCCAUAUCACACAGGUACCCAUCUGCCCCGGAAGUGGUGCCAUGUGACCUCUGGGCACAUCCCCUGUAUGGCAAGAAAUUCUUCCAAGGAAGCAUGUUGGCAGGCUGGCUGCUGCUAUGAUGACACCAGAGAGGUGCCCUGUUACUAUGGCAACACAGCUACCAUUCAGUGUUUCAGAAAUGGCUACUUCAUCGUGGUCCUGUCCCAAGAAAUGGCCUUGGCACACAAGAUCACACUGGCCAACAUCCGCCUGGCCUACGCCCCCACCCACUGCCGCCCCAUCCAGAAGACCAGCGCUUUCUUGGUCUUCCAGGUCCCUCUCACCCAGUGUGGCACUACAACCCAGGUGAUUGGCAACCAGCUCAUCUAUGAGAACCAGCUGGUGUCUGAAAUCCAUGUCCUAAAGGGGCAACAUGCUUCCAUCACUCGUGACAGCACCUUCCGGCUUCACAUCCGCUGUAUCUUCAAUGCUGGUGACUUCCUGCCAAUCCAGGCGGCCAUCUUCCCACCCCGAUCGCCUGCCCCAGUGGCCCAAUCCGGUCCCCUGCGCCUGCAGCUGCGGAUUGCCAAGGACCAGACUUUCAGCUCCUACUACAGAGAGAAGGACUACCCACUCGUGAGGCUGCUUCAGGAGCCCGUCCACGUGGAAAUUCGGCUGCUGGAGAGGACAGACCCCAACCUGGUCCUGAAGCUGCACCAGUGCUGGGCCACUCCCAGCCCCAACCCCUUCGACCGUCCCCAGUGGCCCAUCCUGACCGAUGGGUGUCCCUUCAAAGGUGACAGCUACAGAACCCAAAUGGUGCCCUUGGACAAGACAGAGGCCUUCUGGUCUCACUAUCAACGGUUCACUGUGGCCACCUUCACCCUCCUGAAUGCCAGCUCUGAGCAAGCCCUCAGGGGAAAGGUGUACUUCUUCUGCAGCGCCUCUGCCUGCCAUCCCUCUGGGCUGGAGACGUGUGUGACUGUGUGCCCGGAGACUACACGCCGGCGUCGAUCUCCAAGUCAUCAUAACAUUACCACCAAGGUGCUGGACAUCGUGAGCUCUCCAGGAGCUGUGGGCUUCGAAGGCCCUCUUAGGCUCCAACCCCCAGGCUCCAGCAGGACCUCUAACCCCAGUCCUCUACUGUGGGGACUCUUCUUGCUGCUGGCUGUGACUCUGGUCCUGGGAGUUGGCCUCUUUGUGGGGUUAAGCCAGGCCUCCAAGAAGCACUGGGAAGGCACCAGAAGGUGA